Molecule: messenger RNA, 1635 nt
Organism: Glarea lozoyensis ATCC 20868
Lineage: Eukaryota; Fungi; Ascomycota; Leotiomycetes; Helotiales; Helotiaceae
Product: transmembrane amino acid transporter
Exons: 3
Coding region: 1-1635 (544 amino acids)
Biological process (GO): amino acid transmembrane transport
Cellular component (GO): endoplasmic reticulum
Molecular function (GO): amino acid transmembrane transporter activity
Source: RefSeq, a predicted model, not a curated record
AUGGCCAAGGCCAAACCAUCCAACAUCCGCGCGGAUGCCGAUCCAUCCAACCCUCCGCGAAUAAAUGAGGAAGACCGCGGGCUCCUCGAUUCUGGGGGCUUUUCCGACGAGGAAGAAGAUGACAUUAUAGUUCAUCCCGGCGAUGGACAGGCACGAAGUAAAUCACGAAGCUCAGAGCGAAAUGCACACGCUGGAGGACGAACACCACGUACACCGAAUCGAGUACAUUUCGAUAUACCAACCCCCGAAAAUGAACGUCCUCCAUCCUACUCCCCUCCCCUCUCGGGACGUCGCGACAGGCCCCAACAACAAUUCACACCUCUCCUUACCAAUAUCGAAGCUCCAUCUGUCGCCCUUGCCAACUCGCCAUGGGGCGAGGAAGAGUUCGAAGAUUGGGCUGAGCGCGAACGCUCCCGGCCGAAAUCAGGACUGAGGAGCGCAUUCAUGAAUAUGGCGAAUUCGAUCAUCGGCGCGGGCAUUAUUGGUCAACCUUAUGCUUUUAAACAAGCGGGGCUUCUCGCUGGAGUUAUGCUGUUGAUUGGGUUGACGAUCACCGUGGAUUGGACUAUCAGGCUUAUUGUGAUCAAUUCAAAACUGAGUGGACGAGACAGUUUUCAGGGUACUGUGGAGUUUUGCUUUGGGAAGUCGGGGUUGAUUGCUAUCAGUAUUGCGCAGUGGGCAUUCGCAUUUGGAGGCAUGGUUGCGUUUGGGAUUAUUGUGGGAGAUACUAUUCCGCAUGUUUUUCUAGCGAUUUGGCCCGGUUUGACGGAUGUUCCUGUGUUAAGUCUGCUAGGGGACAGGAGGGCUGUUAUUGUGGUCUUUAUACUGGGAGUCAGUUACCCGCUGAGUUUGUAUAGGGACAUUGCAAAGUUGGCAAAAGCGAGUACACUGGCGUUGAUUAGCAUGAUGGUCAUCCUUUUUACGGUGGUCACCCAAGGUUUCUUCGUUCCCGUUGAAUCGAGAGGUACAUUCGACUCGUCUUUACUUCUGGUAAAUGAUGGGAUAUUUCAAGCAAUUGGUGUAAUAUCAUUUGCAUUUGUCUGCCACCACAACUCCCUCCUAAUAUACGGUUCUCUCAAAACUCCUACACUCGACCGUUUUGCCCGUGUAACCCAUUACAGCACUACCAUCUCCAUGUUCGCAUGUCUUCUCAUGGCUCUAUCAGGUUUCCUAACCUUCGGCUCCUUAACCCAAGGGAAUGUCCUCAACAACUUCCCAACCAGCAACACCAUGGUCAAUAUCGCCCGUCUGUGUUUUGGUCUAAACAUGCUCACCACCCUCCCCCUCGAAGCCUUCGUCUGCCGAGAGGUUAUGUUCAACUACUACUUCCCCGCCGAACCUUUCAAUAUGAAUCUCCACCUCAUAUUUUCAACCGCUCUCGUCGUAUCUGCAAUGAUGCUGUCCCUAAUCACAUGUGAUCUAGGCGCCGUAUUCGAGCUUAUAGGUGCAACGAGUGCCUGCGCGUUAGCAUAUAUCCUUCCACCAUUAUGUUAUAUUAAACUGAGCACCCGCUCCUGGAGAACUUUUGUUGCAAUGGGGGUUGUGGCGUUUGGGACUGCGGUUAUGGGAAUCAGUCUCGUCCAGGCUGUUGCUAAGAUUAUUAGAAAUGAAGGGGGGACGGCGCAGUGUCAUUAA